This is a messenger RNA of Camelina sativa (false flax), 1011 nucleotides long. Its product is annotated as Holliday junction resolvase MOC1, chloroplastic. Gene Ontology annotation, molecular function: crossover junction DNA endonuclease activity. The record is from RefSeq and is a predicted model, not a curated record. Lineage: Eukaryota; Viridiplantae; Streptophyta; Magnoliopsida; Brassicales; Brassicaceae.
ACCCAAAAAAUAUUAUAUGAGAAAAUUGAGACGGGGUUGAGUUUUGCUCUAAUUUGGGGCUUCGUCUGGUAAUGACGACAUUGUCCGGCCAACCUUCGCUGCCACAGAUGCAUAGUCUCUUCUCAAAGCUCAGACCUUUCCUUUCUCAUUCGCCGUCUUUAACAGCUCCGUUCACUCGCCGGCGAUGUCUCGCGUUUAGCGCUCUCCCUACGACGAAAGCUAUCGACGCGGCGUUAAUGAAGGAGAAAUGGUUAGAUUCUCUCUCUCUCACCUCACUAGACGAAGAUACGACUCAGCAGAGUUCUGAGUCAAGCUGCGUCAUUGGAAUUGACCCUGAUUUGUCCGGUGCCUUGGCUCUUCUUAAAUUUGACCACUUGGGUUCUUCUUCUUCUGCUCAGGUUUUUGAUACACCUCACAUCCCAGUUUUAGUUGGGAAAAGAGUAAGAAAACGUUUGGACGCAAAGUCAAUUGUGCAAUUGAUUCAGAGUUUAGAUGUACCUUCUGGUAGCAGAGUAUAUAUAGAACAAUCGAAUCCGUUUCCCAAAGAUGGAAAACAGGGUUGGUAUAGUGGAGGAUUUGGAUAUGGGUUAUGGAUAGGAACACUUGUUGCUUCAGGUUUUUGUGUCAUUCCAGUUUCUGCAUCUUUAUGGAAGAGGCAUUUUCAACUUGCCAGUGGGAGUAGCACAAAGGACGAUAGUAGACGAGUUGCAGCGGAGUUGUUUCCAUCGCUUAGUUCGCUACUUAAGAGGAAGAAGGAUCAUGGUCGAGCUGAAGCACUGCUCAUUGCGGCAUAUGGUGAAACCCUUAGAACAGAGAAGCUGUUGAUCCCGCCACAAGAACUGGUCCCUCAGAUUAACUACUUAGAAAACCAGUUAGUGGGAGGUUCAGUAAUGUUAUAGUUUUCUUGGCUCAACUCUCAUUAAUUAAACAAUUACAAUUUGGAGUCUACUCCUAACUCUACUAAUUGUAUUUUUGCUAAGGCUCUGUUAAAUAUAUAACUUUAGUACCAUA